CAAAGCACAAGACGUAUGUGAUAGAAGGUAUGAAAUGAUGUUGCAGAAGUUUAGUGAAAUGAAAGAUCAUGUGUCCAAUGCUUUUAGUGAAAUUGGUAGUUGCAGCAAUGCCAAUAAAUCUCAGAAAAGAAAGUCGAUACUUAGUCCUUUGAAGGAACGCUGCAGUGCUCCUAGAAAAUCUCCCAGGUUGAAGUUGAAACAUGCUGAAAUGGAGGGUAAUAAUGAACAACCCGAGGGUGAGAGUCAUGGAAUGCAGAAGACUGUUGGAGAGGUGGAGAAACCAGUAUUUACUCAUCGGAAGAAGCUAUUUGGAAGUGUUCCCAGAAAUUCCCCUCAGCACAUAAACACGGAUACUUUAGGACAAGCCAAUGCUCACUCCCAUGAUAUGGAUAUGAAUGAAGAGGAAGAUCAGUCAAUAGCAAAUAUGGAGAAUGACCGAGUGGAGGGAAAACAAAAACAGGGGUGCGAGGUGGUAUUUGUGAAAGAGAUAAG
This is a messenger RNA of Cuscuta europaea, 492 nucleotides long. The record is from the annotation of a GenBank genome assembly. NCBI's taxonomy places the organism in Eukaryota, Viridiplantae, Streptophyta, Magnoliopsida, Solanales, Convolvulaceae.